Cynocephalus volans (Philippine flying lemur) is the source of this 6172-nucleotide messenger RNA. RefSeq names its product thioredoxin like 4A (gene TXNL4A). Lineage: Eukaryota; Metazoa; Chordata; Mammalia; Dermoptera; Cynocephalidae. The transcript has 4 exons. Gene Ontology annotation, biological process: mRNA splicing, via spliceosome. The record is from RefSeq and is a predicted model, not a curated record. Gene Ontology annotation, cellular component: spliceosomal complex; U4/U6 x U5 tri-snRNP complex; U5 snRNP. The coding region runs from base 124 to 552 and encodes 142 amino acids.
CACGCGCACGGCUCCGGCGCGCUCGCACACGUCACCGCGCACGCACAAGCGUCCGCGCGCGUCCCCGCCUGGAGGGACCGCUGGGCGCGACGCCCGGUGCCGCGGAGGCUCCCGGAGCGCGCCAUGUCGUACAUGCUCCCGCACCUACACAACGGCUGGCAGGUGGACCAGGCCAUCCUGUCGGAGGAGGACCGCGUCGUCGUCAUCCGGUUCGGGCACGACUGGGACCCCACCUGCAUGAAGAUGGACGAGGUCCUGUACAGCAUCGCCGAGAAGGUUAAAAAUUUCGCAGUUAUUUAUCUUGUGGAUAUCACAGAAGUACCUGACUUCAACAAGAUGUAUGAGUUGUACGACCCAUGUACGGUCAUGUUUUUCUUCAGGAACAAGCACAUCAUGAUUGACCUGGGCACCGGCAACAACAACAAGAUUAACUGGGCCAUGGAAGACAAGCAGGAGAUGGUGGACAUAAUAGAGACUGUGUAUCGCGGAGCCCGCAAGGGCCGUGGCCUGGUCGUGUCCCCCAAGGACUACUCCACGAAGUACAGAUACUGAGCCGCGGGGUGCAUGCUGUGGAGCCGUUUUCGUUUGGGGAUGCUUCAUACUGUUAAAGCCUUUGGAAAAGUACAUGAAGCUCAAGGCUGGAGGACCCUUGAGAGGAGGCUUGCAGCCUCAACCAGAUGAAAUAAACAAGUUCACAGUAGUGGGAACAGCCUUAACUGUGUUCUUAAGACACUGGAUGUAUAGAUUAACUGUCUUCUUAAGACACUGGAUGUAUAGAUUACUGAUUGCAGUGGUUGAAGGUAACUCUUAUCUUUAUCCUUGGAGUGAAGUUAAGGUGUUUAUCCUCUGAGGCUGUUGUAUUUUGCGUAUUUGAUGAGUUUGCUAGGUUUGCCAUAACAGAGUACCCCAAACUGGGUGGCUUUGACAACAGACAUUUAUUGUCUCACGAUUCUGGAGGUGGGAAGUCUGAGAUCAGAGUGUCGGCAGGGUUGGUUCCACCUGAGGUUGUGAGGGAGAACCUGUUCUAGGCCUCUUCCCCCAGCUCCUGGAGGUCUGCUGGCAACCCUUGGCAUUCCUAGGCUUGUAGAUUCUUCAACCCCAAUCUCUGCCUUCAAAACAUGGCGCUCUUCCUGUAGGUGUGUCUGUCUCCAGAUUUCCCCCUUUCAUAAGAACACCAUUGGAGACCCACCCUGUUCAUAAUAACUAACUACAUCUGCAACAACCCUAUGCCCCAAAAGGCCACAGUCUGAGGUAUGGAGGGUUAGGACUUCAAUAGAUGGAGUUUGGGUGACAGUUCAACCAAUAACAGAAUCCAAAGGCUUAAUCUUAUUCUGGUUUUAAAAACUGAUAAAAUGUUGAUUGCUUGGAGCCUUCCCCUUAAGGAGUAGGAGGGAUAUUUCUUAUUCUUCCUAAGAUUGUAGCUGAUGUAUUUAAACACACUGUAUUUUCUGUAGAAACCAUGACUCUUCGAUCCAUACAGUUAAAAAGUCAUUAUGGUCUAGAGUUUUUUUUGCUCCAUCUCUUACCCUAGCAGUGUGCAUGGUUGGUUGGGACUGUCCCUGUCACUUCUCAGCACUCUCACAGUGUGAAAUGAGAGUCAAGAAAUGGUUCUGAGCAUACCCUGGAGCACUCUGGCUUCAGGCUGCAGGUUACCUUCCCUGAGUCUCCGUUUUCUCAUUCUGUUAGGAUAGUGGUGUCUGUCUUGUACACAGUUCUGCUAACAUGGUGCCUGUCAAGCACAUCAGUAAAACAGUACUCACUGCUGCCGUUAAAUUGAUUUAUUGUUAAAACGAGUUCUUCCCAAAAAGUGAAGCUUAUUUUAUAUACACAUACAAAUGAGUGUGUGCUUUUUAAAUGGAUUUAAAAUUCAAAUGCAGAUCUGUAGUUUAAUCUCUUUAGCAUUCAUUUUCCCAUUUAUAAAAUAGGGAGUGUAGUACCAUAUCACAGUGAGGGACUGAAGAGUCUGUGUGACUUCAAGUGCCUAGUGCGUAACAGACAGUACUAUACUCCUGACAUUUCUCCAAAGAAGUUAAGAGCCAGUGCACACGUGAGAGGAUGCUCGACCCCACUGCUUAUUAAGGAAAUGCAAAUCAAAACCAGAAUGAGAUACCACCUCACACCCACUAAGAUGGCUGGGUUCAAAAAGUCAGAUUAUCACAACUGUUGGCCAGGAUGUUGAGAAAUUAGAACUCUCAUACUCUGCUGGCAGGAAUGUAAAAUGAUGGGGCCACUUUGGAAAACAGGCAGGCAGGUCCUCAAAAAGUUAAAUGUGGUGUUACCAUCUGACCUGGCAGUUUCAAUUCUAGAAUUGAACAUGUAUGUCCACAUAACUUGUACAUAGCAUCAUUCAUGAUAGCCAAAAUGUGGAAACCCAAAUGUCCAUCAGUGAAUGAACGGACAAAGUAUGGUACAUCCAUACAAUGGAUAUUAUUCAGUCAUAAAAAGAAAUGAAAUACUGAUACAUGCAACAAAAUGGGUGAUUCUUGAGAAUUAGGCUAAGUGAAAGAAAACAGUCACCACAUGUUGUAUGAUUCCAUUUAUAUUAAGUAUCGCAAAUCCUUCAAGAAAGAAGGUAGAUUAGUGGUUAUUUAAGACUGGGAAGGACGGGGGAAUAGGGGAGUAGUAGCCAGUGGGUACAGAGUUUCUUUUUUGAGAUGAUAGAAAUGUUCUAAAAUUGAUUAUGGUGGUGGUUGCACAACUCAUACCAAAAAUCAUUGAGUUGUAUAUUUUAAUGGGGUGAAUUGUAUGGCAUGUGAAUUAUAUCUUAUUGAUAAUAGCUUUGUUAGCCCUUACCAGAAAGAGAUAAGCAAAGAAUUACAUUCCACAUUUGUAUGUUUAUUGUACAUUCAUUGUAAAUGUGUUGCAUAUUAGUCUGCCAGUGCUGCCAUAACAAAAUACUGCAGACUGGGUGGCUUAAACAACAGAAAUUUAUUUUCUCAUGGUUCUGGAAUCUGGAAGUCCAAGAUUAAGGCUCCAGGCAGUUUGGUUCCUAGUAAGGGCUCUUGCUGACUUUUGGAGGGCCUUUCCUUGGUGUAUGCAUGCAGAGGAGAAGCUCUUUGGUGUCUCUUAGUAAGGACACUAGUCCUGUUGGAUUGGGGCCCCAUCCUCAUGACUUCAUUUAACCUUAAUUAUUUCCUUAGAUGCCCCAUCAACAAAUAGAGACACACUGAGGGUUAGGGCUUCAACAUAUUAAUUUAGAAGGGACAUAAAUGUUCAGUCUGUAACAUAUGAGAUGUAAUAAGUUCAUUCACACUUGAUUUUAGUAAUAUCUCACUGGUGCUUUGUGUCUGCAGUAUACUUGAAUUUAUAAUGAUUUGGACUCAGUUUCAAUUUUUAUCUCAUUAUUAUGUACCUACUGUAUAUCUUGCCCUGAGCUAAGUGCUUUGUAAGUAAUUUUCUCAAAUCCUUACAUCCACCUACCAGGUAGAUACAAGGGCACUUCAAAAAGUUAGUGGAAAAAUAGAAUUAAAAGAUAAUACAAACCUUUCCAUGAGCUUUUUGAAGAACUCCCUUACUCUGCAGGGAAGGAAACUAAAGCUUAGAUUGCCCCAGUGUACAACUAGCUGCAGAGGAUGUGAAUGCACAGCCCAGAUGUGCAUGGUUACCAGACCUUGUCUCAUCUUCUGUGCCGUAUUGCUUUAAUUGAGUUGAAAUUAAUCAGUGGUUCUCCGUGCUCCUGGUGAUUUUUGUUUCCCAUCUUGCCAGGAUGGCUUUUAGGCAAAGUCCAGGAAUGAGUCGUGGCAGCUAACAGAGGCAAUAAGCCUAGGAGGUGCACAGUACAGUAACCAAGUUCCCUAGAGAAACAGGCAUGUGUACACAAGGAAAUAGGCAAGAAUGUUUAUUGCAUCAUUAUCUGGAAACAAUAUUAGUCAAAUAGAAAAUGGAUAAGUCAAAGGACUAUUGCACAGCAAUUAGGGAUUGAAUGAGAGCUAACACAUAUUAACAGGUGGAUCUCAUACUACUAAACGGAAAAGCAAGAUGCAGAAGGCCACAUACGAGGGUACAACAGAAUACCUGAAACUGGUCAUUUAUAAAAGAAUGAAACUUAUUUCUUGCAGUUUUGGAGGCUGGGAAGUCCAUAGUACAGGGAAUGCAUGUGGUGAGGGCCUUUUUCUACAUUAACUCGAGGUAUCAAAUGGAGAGAGAAUGGCAUGAGCAAGAGAGCUAACCUCACUCACUCUCCUUAUGGAACUGUUACCGACAAGGCAGGCUUGGCUGCCCUCUCGCCUUAAACAAAUGACCUGAAAGUCCAAAAGCUGGUGUGAGGAUUGGAAGGUUUAUUCAGAUUACUGGUACUCAACUAAAUGUCUAACCAAGCAAACAGAGAAGAGGAGAAGUGGGGUCCAGUUUAGCCUAGUCCUAAUGGGCGGGGCCAACCUAUUCCAUUAACAGUAAUUGAUAAAAGCAGUUCUCCCCACUAUUUUCAGUAUAAAGAAGAAAAGUGUCAACUAGAUUUAAAUCAGAAAAACAAAGCAUAGCCAGGAGCCCUCCAGGGUUUACCUAUACGGAAGUGGAUACAAUCCAACAAACAGAAGAGGGCUCAGAAAAUCAGAGAAAGCUAAAGAGAAUAAAGCAUUGCCUUGUCAGAAUUUAGGCCAGGGACUCCAGGAGAGAUCUACCAGCAGCAGAGACAUGGGAGCAAAAUAGUCCCAGUGGCCACUUGCCUCUUGCAGCUGGAGUCCUCUCCGGUGUCCAAAGUUUUCCAAUUUUUGCCAGUGAUUAAAUUAGCCUCUCGGAUUCCAAAGUCAUAGAAAUGAACAAUGUACCCAACAGUAAAGCAACCAACGCUUUAUUAAGAGAGGAGAUAGACAUGCAUGAGGGGGGUAGCAACAGUAAGGCUGGCCCCCAGAGGGGAGCUGUUUAGGGUCUUUUAUAGGGAAAGGAGUUAAGGGGUGGCAGGCCAGUGUCACUGGAGGUGGUCUGUUCUGUUCUUCCUGGUUGCAUCAUGGGUACAUGCUCAGUAGGCAGUGGUGUUCAUCAUUGUCACCCCAGGAGGGUCACUGUAGCAGUCACCUUGAUGCUUUGUGCGCAGGUGGGAAUUCCUAAAGAGGUCUUAAGGUUAGUCUCUAACUUUUACAAUUAUAGUAAAAAAGCCUUGGGGUGGGGUUUUGCAACUCAGUAAAUAUCUGUUUCCUCUCAUCUCAGUCUGUCAGGGCAGCCCAUGGGGUAAUCAUUUGCCCUGAGGGGUCUCAUGACUGAAGAGUGGAAAAGUAACAAAGUGUCCUCUGCAGGGAAAAUGGAGUCAGUUGGGUUCACAGGCCUAGCCUUAAUCUGUUUCAGAGCCAUCAGAACCACAGCCACAGUUAAACUGUCAACCCCUUACUCCAUGCAUGGAUCAAUCCACGUAGGGAAAGUGAAGGAAAAUGGUCAGGGCCCCUCUGAUGUUCAGAAUCUUGCUGAGCAUUUGAUGUAAAUAGGCACACGCACCCAAGUGUUCCUUGGUUAUUGUCUGACGUAAUUGCACACGUGCACCCAGGUAUCCUGGGUUAUGACUUAAGUAUAAAGGACGAAUGGCACUAAUCCACGGUGCCGCCUGCCCGCAGGAUGUCCUAGGGGGACAGGGGCGCCAUGGGGAGGCUGCUACUGCUGCUGGAGCUUUUGCUGCCAGUGCCCCCGGGAUGCCCCGAGAGGCCAUUGCCAUUGCUGCUGCUACUGCUGAGGACUGAGCUCGUGUCAUCUACCAAUGGUUCCUGCGAUCUUUCCCAACUACCUAGCAUGAACCUGCGUGUGAAGGGUUUGAAUUAUUUGAACCCCAGCCCUUACAAUACAAUGGAAACUUAGUAUAAACCAAAAUAGUGAAACAGUAUUGGCUUUAGUUAUGAAAUGCCUAGCCAUACAAUUAGUGUAGCUAUUGACUCAACCCAACAACUGGCAUAACUCGGGGUAACUAGUUACCCCGUAACUUGUCGUGUAUAAUCCACUUAUGAGGGCACAGUCCUCCCGAUCCAACCACCUCUUAAAGGCCCCCCCUUCCACCACCAUAUUGGGGGUUAAUGUUCCACAUGACCUUGGGCGACAAACCAUAGCAGUGCUUUUAAAAGUUUGUGGAAAAUUGAAUUGAAAGAUAAUACGAAUCCUUCCAUAAACUUUUUGAAGACCUGUUGUUCUUGUACAGCAUGGUGCCAUUUACAGAGUUUUAAGACGCUUAAAAUAAAGAUCUGAAACGUGAAAA